Drosophila erecta is the source of this 722-nucleotide messenger RNA. RefSeq names its product cytidine deaminase. The coding region runs from base 108 to 584 and encodes 158 amino acids. Gene Ontology annotation, molecular function: cytidine deaminase activity; zinc ion binding. The transcript is spliced from 3 exons. Lineage: Eukaryota; Metazoa; Arthropoda; Insecta; Diptera; Drosophilidae. The record is from RefSeq and is a predicted model, not a curated record. Gene Ontology annotation, cellular component: cytosol.
CGAACAGCUGUUGCAGCAUAUGCUAUUGCGGUGGAAGUGAGAACUGGUGCUGUUCAUCGGCUGAGCUUCUAUUUCUAUUGCGAAAUAUUCAUUAACAAUCGUUGGCCAUGACACAAGUGUUUAUCAACGGUGCCAGGGACGAUCCCAAUGUACGGGAGUUCGAGAGCCUGGAUCCUUCGAUUAAGGAGCUCAUCCUGGCUGCUACGGAAGCGAGGAAGCAGGCUUAUUGUCCAUACAGUAACUUUGCCGUAGGAGCUGCCCUGAGGACCAGCGAUGGCUCCAUAUAUUCCGGAUGCAACAUUGAAAACGGGGCGUAUGCCACCUGCAUUUGUGCGGAGCGCACGGCAGCCGUCAAGGCCAUCAGUGAAGGCAAACGAGACUUUGUGGCUUGUGCAGUGGUGGCCCAGCAGGAUAAUGGCUUCACCACGCCCUGUGGCGUCUGCCGGCAGUUCCUCUCGGAGUUCGUCAACGGCAAGGACAUCCCCCUGUACGCCGCCAAGCCGACCAAUCUUCCAUUGAGGGUGCUCUGCACCAGCGUUCUCCAACUGCUGCCCAACGGCUUCAGCUUCGCGAACGGAAAAUAGGAAAGAAGAUCCCAGCCAAACCGGACAGGGUGCAUCCAUGUGCAAUAGUUUAUGUGACUUUGUAAUGUUCUGUAAACCCACCCCUCGUUGUUUGUUGUUUGAAUACAAGGCAAGGCAUCUGCUUGUGUUUUUACCGCU